Messenger RNA from Mollisia scopiformis, 2653 nucleotides. RefSeq lists its product as uncharacterized. NCBI's taxonomy places the organism in Eukaryota, Fungi, Ascomycota, Leotiomycetes, Helotiales, Mollisiaceae. Gene Ontology annotation, molecular function: ATP binding; cysteine-tRNA ligase activity. Gene Ontology annotation, biological process: cysteinyl-tRNA aminoacylation. The coding region runs from base 119 to 2506 and encodes 795 amino acids. The record is from RefSeq and is a predicted model, not a curated record. Gene Ontology annotation, cellular component: cytoplasm. The transcript is spliced from 3 exons.
AUUCAGUGACACCAUGCGCAACGACUGAAUGAGCCUUCUCUCUCGAUACCUGCGCGGCCCUGCUAUCAUAAAUACUUAUAUGACCUCUCUGCGGAAUUUCAGCACAACGACACCCAAAAUGGCGCAAUUGAAAGUCCACAAUUCAUUAACUCCCGGCGGCACGGUGCCUUUCUUGCCCUUGGAAGAAGGGAAAGUUUCGUGGUAUGCUUGCGGACCUACGGUGUAUGACCAUUCACACUUGGGGCAUGCUAGGAAUUAUGUCUCUACAGAUAUCAUUCGGAGAAUCAUGCGCGAUUACUUUGGCUACCAGGUCAAAUUUGUUAUGAACAUUACAGACGUCGAUGACAAGAUUAUCUUGAAGGCAAGGAGAGCAAAGCUUCUAGAGCUCGAGAAGUCGAAGACCUACACCGAACCAGAACUAGCGAAGCUGGCUGCAACGGCAUUCCAAUCCUACGCGGAAGGAAAUCUACCAGAACUGCUGAAAGAUGGGUCGAAGCUGAGUCCCAGAAAUUAUGCAGAGAGGAGAGAUGCUGCAUAUGGAAAAGUGCUUGCUGGUGGAACGUUGAAUGGGGAGGGGAAGCCAGGAGACGCCGAAGCCAAGAUGAAGAUGCAUUUGAGCAACUUGACUGCUGCUUCUCAAGCAAUACAAGAGAAUAAGGUCUUUGGCGGGGCUGACGAAGUUCUGUUACCGUACCUGGACUCCCUCUACAAGGAUUCAAUUGAUGGGAAGGACCAUACAAUCUUCACCAAGGUGACACAAUAUUGGGAAGCUCAAUUUAUGGAUGACAUGGACAAUCUCAAUGUCAUGAGACCGGAUUACAUUACUCGAGUUACAACCUAUGUCCCGCAGAUUGUGACGUUCGUUGACAUGAUUGUGGAGAAGGGGUUUGCCUAUGAAGCAGAUGGUUCUGUCUAUUUCGACAUUGCUGCAUUUGAGAAGGCUGGAAACCCAUAUGCACGACUCUGCCCCAACAGCCGAAAUGACAAAGCAUUGCAAGAAGAGGGUGAGGGCUCGUUGUCGAAAAACCUUGGAGGAAAGCGAGGACCUUGUGAUUUUGCUUUAUGGAAGAAGUCCAAGGCAGGAGAACCAGUCUGGCCAAGCCCUUGGGGUGAAGGACGUCCGGGAUGGCAUAUUGAGUGCUCUGUGAUGGCUUCAGAUAUUCUUGGUUCGCAGAUGGAUAUUCAUUCUGGAGGUAUCGAUCUCGCUUUUCCUCAUCACGAUAACGAGUUGGCUCAGAGUGAAGCAUAUUACUGCUCGCAUGGUCAAGUUCACAACUGGGUCAAAUACUUUUUCCAUAUGGGCCACUUGUCAAUUUCGGGCUCAAAGAUGUCGAAAUCGUUGAAGAACUUCCAGACCAUCAAGGACGCGUUGAAGAAUGAUUACACUCCAAGGGCUAUGCGAAUUGUCUUUUUGAUGGGUCGAUGGAAUGAUGGUGUGGAGAUCUCCCCUGAUAUGCGAAAGCAAGCUGAGGGAUGGGAGACUACGAUCAAUAACUUCUUCACCAACACGAAAUCGUUGAUCAUGCAAAGUAAGAGUGCAGAAGAGGGACUCAAGACACUCUCCAUCAACGGCAAAUCUGGAGGGCUUCAUGAAACUCUGGAGAAGGCACAGUCAGAAAUGCAGAGCGCUUUGACAGAUUCUUUCGAUACACCACGAGCUAUGCGCAUUCUUGCUGAGAUCGUCAGGGAUGCAAACAAACACGACAGCGAACCCGGCUCUGCAACCGACAUUACAGGACUCAAGUCCAUUGCUCGAUGGAUCACAAAGAUGGUUGGGAUCUUUGGAUUGGACGCAAACGCUUCCCCGCCUUACGAAGGUCUUGGUUGGACAAAUACCGCUUCGAAUGCACACUUGAGUACCAAAGAAAUUGUUGAGCCAUACGUCAAAGUAUAUCAAAGUGUCAAUUCGGAAGUCGAGCGUCUUGCGCUGCAUUCAGAUUCACUUGAUGCUCUGAUGGCUGAGGAUGUCGAUACGAAGUUUUCAGGUCUGGAAGCUAGUGGCACGAAGGAUUCCGAGGCGUUGGCCAUGCCUUACUUGAUAGCUGUCUCAAAGAUUCGAGAUGAGUUGAGGAGGAUUGCACCAAACUCAGAAUCGAAGAAGCAGAUUCUUACGUUGUCUGACCGAAUCAGAGACAAUGAUCUUACCGAUUUAGGUGUGUAUUUGGAUGACAGAUCUGUUGAUCAAGGUGCGCUCAUCAAGUUCGUUCCCAAGGCGGAACUUCUGGCUCAAAGGGAGGAGAAAGCUGCGAAGGAGCGGGAGAAGACUGCCCAGAAGGAAAAGGCUCGAUUGGAGCGUGAGAGAAUUGAGCUCGAGAAAGCUGAAAAGGCUAAACUCAGUCCUAUGGAUAUGUUCAAGGAUGAUAGGUUUAGUGCUUGGGAUGACAAGGGUUUGCCCACAAAGACCAAGGAGGGUGAAGAUGUGCCAAAAAGCGCUUUGAAGAAAUUGGGCAAGGAAUGGGAAAGGCAAAAUAAGCUACAUCAGGAAUGGAAGGCGAAAUCUGGUUGAGAUUGUUUGGGGAAAGCAUUUUUGGCGUUCGAUAUCCUUGCUGGGAAUGGAGGCAUCAUGUGGAGUAGAGUUUUAGACCUGAAGACCUUAGCGAAUUUCGUGUUGGCUUUUUCAUGUUCAGCUCAGCCUUGUGUUACCAUCGGCCGC